Molecule: messenger RNA, 611 nt
Organism: Python bivittatus (Burmese python)
Lineage: Eukaryota; Metazoa; Chordata; Lepidosauria; Squamata; Pythonidae
Source: RefSeq, a predicted model, not a curated record
UCUGUGUUUUUAUCAGUAUUACGGGAUGAUUUCCGCCAAAAUCCCACAGACAUUGUUGUGGCAGCAGGCGAACCAGCUAUCUUAGAGUGCCAGCCUCCUCGAGGACAUCCUGAACCCACUAUCUACUGGAAAAAAGACAAAAUCCGAAUAGAUGAUAGAGAAGAGAGAAUAAGUAUACGAAGUGGAAAGCUCAUGAUUUCAAAUACAAGAAAAAGUGAUGCUGGAAUGUACACAUGUGUCGGCACAAAUAUGGUGGGAGAACGGGACAGUGAUCCUGCAGAACUUACCGUUUUUGAACGACCCACAUUUCUCAGAAGACCAAUCAACCAAGUGGUUUUGGAGGAAGAAGUUGUAGAGUUUAGAUGCCAGGUACAAGGCGAUCCUCAGCCAACAGUACGCUGGAAGAAAGAUGACAUCGAUUUGCCAAGAGGAAGAUAUGACAUCAAAGAUGAUUACACCUUGCGUAUUAAAAAGGCUAUGAGUUCAGAUGAAGGAACAUACACAUGCAUAGCUGAAAACAGAGUUGGAAAAGUUGAGACAUCUGCUACUCUUACAGUUCGAGCUCGUCCUGUUGGUAAGUAGCCAUCCUUCUAUCCAUUUUAGCAUAAUUU